GUCCUAUAUAUGCCAACCUACCAACUGAACUACAAGCUAAAAUAUUUGAACCCACCCCUGAAGGAGCCCGAAAGGUUGUCCUUGCUACUAAUAUUGCAGAAACCUCAUUGACAAUUGAUGGGAUCAAGUAUGUCAUUGAUCCUGGAUUUUGUAAAAUGAAAAGUUAUAAUCCAAGAACAGGAAUGGAGGCUUUGCAAGUAACUCCCAUCUCAAAAGCUUCAGCGAUGCAAAGAGCUGGUCGUGCUGGAAGAACUAGUCCAGGAAUGUGCUUUAGAUUGUAUUCUGCAUACACUUUUCAAAAUGAAAUGAAUGAUAACACUGUGCCAGAAAUACAGCGGACUAAUCUUGCUGGUGCAGUUUUGUCUUUAAAAAGUCUUGGUAUUGGUGACUUAUUUAACUUUGAUUUCAUGGAUCCUCCACCUAAAGAGGCCUUAUAUAAAGCACUGGAACUUCUAUAUGCAUUAAGUGCUUUAAAUAAGCAUGGUGAGUUAACUAAAGUGGGUAGACGGAUGGCAGAGUUCCCACUUGAUCCUAUGUUGUCAAAAAUGGUAGUGGCUUCAGAAAAGUACAAAUGUUCAGAUGAUAUCAUUUCUAUUGCUGCUAUGCUUUCUGUUGAAAACUCAAUAUUUUACCGUCCAAAGGAUAAACAAGUGCAUGCAGACAAUGCAAGGAUGAAUUUUCACACUGGAAAUGUGGGAGACCAUAUUGCAUUGCUAAAGGUCUACGAUUCAUGGAAGGAGACCAAUUUUUCAACACAAUGGUGUUAUGAAAAUUAUAUACAGGUUAGGAGUAUGAAACGGGCUAGGGAUAUCCGUGAUCAACUUGCAGGUCUUUUAGAGAGGGUUGAGAUUGAAUUAACUUCAAAUGCUAAUGAUUUAGAUGCCAUCAAGAAAACCAUUACAUCCGGGUUUUUCCCACACACUGCACGACUGCAAAAGUAUGGGUCAUAUCAGUCUGUUAAACUUUCACAGACUGUUCAUAUACAUCCUAAUUCGGGGCUGGUGGAGGUUCUUCCUAGAUGGGUUGUAUACCAUGAACUAGUACUCACAACCAAGGAAUAUAUGAGACAGGUGAUAGAAUUAAAGCCAGAGUGGUUGGUGGAAAUUGCCCCCCACUAUUACCAGCUUAAGGAUGUUGAAGACUCAUCUUCGAAGAAAUUGCCACGUGGACCAGGACGUGCUCAAGAGGAUAGAUAGCUGACACAUCUUUAUAUAUGCUUUGGCUGGUAAAAAAAUAAUGUACUGUAAAUAAUUUAUAACUGUAUAUUUAGAGUAUAGCAUCCUAUAUCCUUACCUGUUGAAGUAACUUUCGCAGUUGCAGUUGCAUGUGCAUCCUUUGGUUGAGUGUUGAUUUCACUUACCAACAAAUUUUGUCAUGUAGAUAUCAGUCUCAUUCUUUUGUAAUAAGUGACAUCUAAUUCAAUUUUAUUAGCACUGCUAGUUUAGUAUUGUAAAAAAUUUUUAGUGCAGUGCUUUAAUGUAGAAAAUAUUCAGAGCAACUUGUAUUUACUGCUCAUGGUUGUACAGAUUCAUUGAAUCUGGCAUAUGCCAUUCAAUAAU
Cajanus cajan (pigeon pea) is the source of this 1559-nucleotide messenger RNA. The record is from RefSeq and is a predicted model, not a curated record. Lineage: Eukaryota; Viridiplantae; Streptophyta; Magnoliopsida; Fabales; Fabaceae.